Messenger RNA from Juglans regia (Persian walnut), 1178 nucleotides. RefSeq names its product protein FANTASTIC FOUR 4. Lineage: Eukaryota; Viridiplantae; Streptophyta; Magnoliopsida; Fagales; Juglandaceae. The coding region runs from base 265 to 1035 and encodes 256 amino acids. The record is from RefSeq and is a predicted model, not a curated record. The transcript has a single exon.
UCUCAACGGGCUCGACCUAUAUAUUCAUCUCACGCCUUCACAUUUCUUUCACGUCACUCGGUCCUCCUCCCCUUUCCCGUUUCUCUCUUUCUCUCUUCUUUUUAAACCCAUGGAUCUUCACUUUCAGCCAAACCAAGUGGUGGGUUUCACUUAAGUUCCCGUCUUUUAUCCAAAUUCUUCACCUUUGAGUUCAUAAAACUCCAUUCUAGCCCAGUACUAAAACUCUCUGUUUCAUCAUCCUCUGUUUUUUGCAUUCAACAUUUCAUGGUUGAUAGAACCAACAUGUCUUCGAGUGGUGCUAAUUCGUGUGGCUGGAGUUUUCUCCAGGCUCUCACCAAAAAUUCACUCUAUGCAAAAGAACAAGACACCGGAAAUGACAAGGUGUAUGUGAACCCACAUGCUAACCGCUCUUAUUUUAGGCUAAGCGAAGAAAGCCUUCGAAUGUGCACAGAAAGCUUGUGCAGCGAGACAGGUAGUGCUUUCACAGAAAGCAAUAUCGAUGAAAUCGCUUUGCUUUCAGUAGUUACUGAAACUGGUCCCUGGAAGCAGUCUUCGAAAUUGGACGGCUUUCGGGUGUCGAAGAAGUUGAAUCAUUGCCGUAGUUUUCCUCCACCCUUGACAUCCAUUAGUGGCUCUAAUGGUGUACAAGUUAAACCUCACAGAGAAGGCGGUAGGCUUGUUUUGAAAGCUGUUACAGUCCGGUCUUCUCGUGGACUGUUUCAUGCUGAGCGUGGAGAUGGCAGGCUUAGGCUUCGGUUGGUCCAAGAUGAAGGAUUUGAUGAGGAGGAGAAUGAAGAAGUUGCUCAAGAAGAAGGGUUGGAAACUGGAGUUGUUAAAAAAGAAGCAGAACAAGUUUUGGUUGAUUCUGAUAUUGAUGAGCAGGAGGAGGAGGAGGAUAUGAGUGGCGGUGUUGGAAAUGAGAUGGGAAUGGGGAAACUUCCAAGGCCAAGCAGGUGCAUGGAAAGUGGCCAUGGGAACAUAGCGUUACUGAAUUGGGAGCCUGUCUGGUUGGCUGCUUAUAGGCUCACUGUCUGAAAAAAUCACUGUUGUUAUCAUUACUUCUGUCCAAUUUUCCAUUUUUUUUAAACUAAGUGUUAUAGUUUUGAUUUCUUGUGCAUUGGGUUUCCCAAAGAAGUAUGUUAGUAGUGGCUAUUUAAGUUGUCAUAAUUAUAUGUGCA